Messenger RNA from Closterium sp. Yama58-4, 1275 nucleotides. NCBI's taxonomy places the organism in Eukaryota, Viridiplantae, Streptophyta, Zygnematophyceae, Desmidiales, Closteriaceae. The record is from the annotation of a GenBank genome assembly.
AUGCAGAGCAGUGACGGACCGUACGCCGAGGAGGCCAGCAGCGACGACGAGGAGUGGGAAACAAAAUCGGUACACCGAUUUAAGGUGGCCACGCAGUUGCUUCACCACGACAAAAAGGGCGAAUCAGGGACGGCAUCACGGCAACAAAGAAGGUGCGGCAGGAGAGCAGGGGCUAACGAGGGAUCCGAGAAGCUGCAGGUGCUGUCGCGGGAAGACAUGUUGCACUACGUGGAUGUGAGAGACGCGUGGGACCGACAGGAGUGCGAGUGCUGCUUCGACCGCGCCGUCAGCUACCGCGCACAGCUCGCACUUCGCAUGGUGGGCCUGGCGGGAUUCCGUUCCCUCCUUCUGGCGCAUUCGCCUGACUCCAUCCCGCUUGUCCCUUUGAACCAUCCAUCCAGCUCCAUUGCUGAGUAUUCUGCAGGGGUACACACGAAGCCUCUAGAGUGUUCGCCGCCUCAGCCGGUGUUGGGCGUCAAGUGCGUGGUGGCGCCCAUGCGCUGUGCCGAGGCCAUGAUUCUCGAGUGGAUGGCUGAGCCUCGUCUUUGCUGCGUUCCUCGUGCUAGUAGCGAGGUGCCCGCGUGUUGUGAACCUGAGAAGGGUGUCGCUGUCUGCAAGCUCCGCCGCUUAUACUGCUGUCGUGCAACUGGGAACGGCAGGCAGUUCGAAACCGACUGCUUAGCGUCCAUGCUGGUGCAGGUGCUCGGGGUGAAGGAGAGUGCUGAGCUGCAGGAAGGGGUUGGGUUCUACGUGCAGCAUGUGCUGUCAGGCGGGCUGGAGAAGGUGCACGCGGAGGGGAGGGGAGGACCUGGGGGGGAAUCUGCUGAGGAUGCGCAGGGGGAGGAGGGACAGGCCGAUAGCGAGCCAGAGAGCUGUAUGGAGGCAGUUCUAUACAUGCUGGACGGGAACGAUGCCAACAAGGUGAUAGUGGAAGAGGCAGCAAUCGAGGAGGCUAGAAGCAGGCUGAGAAGAGGGGUAGACACAAGUGGGGCAGCAGACACGAGUGGGGCAGUAGACACGAGUGGGGCAGCAGACACGAGUGGGGCAGCAGACACGAGUGGGGCAGCAGACACGAGUGGGGCAGCAGACACGAGUGGGGCAGCAGACACGAGUGGGGCAGAAGAUACGAGUGGGGCAGCAGACACGAGUGGGAUAGCAGACACGAGUGGGGCAGCAGACACGAGUGGGGCAGCAGACGCAAAUGGGGCAGCAGACACGAGUGGGGCAGCAGCAGACACGAGUGGGGCAGCAGCAGACAUGUGUAGGCCAGCGUAA